AUGCAAAAAAUAAAAGAGGGGUACAGGAGGAGACAUGAUUAUAUCAUUCCUAAAUUUAUAUCCUUUCAAUCUGGAUAUCUCGAUUUCUCAUUUUAUCAAGUAUCGCUAAAAAAUGUGAAGUAUCUCGAUUUAUCAUCGUAUUAUCAAUUACACGCACCAAGAAGAUUUCGAAAAAUUGUGGAGUAUCUAAAUUUAUCAUAUGGUCAAUUACUCACACUAGGAACAUUGCCAAAAUAUGUGAUGUCUCUCGAUUUAUCAUCAUAUAAUCAACUAUUCACACCAGGAAGAUUGCCAAUUAGGGUGUCUCUCGAUUUAUCAUCAUAUAAUCAACUAUUCACACCAGGAAGAUUGCCAGAUACUGUGGAUUAUCUCAAAUUAUCAUCCUAUAAUCAACUAUUCACACCAGGAACAUUGCCAAAUCAUAUGGUUUAUCUCAAUUUAUCAUCCUAUAAUCAACCAUUAACACCUGGAACAUUACCAAAUAAGGUGAAGUAUCUCGUUUUAUCAUCGUAUAAUCAAUUACUCACACCUGGAACAUUACCAAAUAAUGUGAAGUAUGUCGAUUUAUCAUCAUAUAAUAAAUUACUCACACCUGAAACAUUACCAAAUAAGGUGAAGUAUCUCGUUUUAUCAUCGUAUGAUCAAUUACUCACACCUGGAACAUUACCAAAUAAUGUGAAGUGUGUCGAUUUAUCAUCAUAUGAUAAAUUACUCACACCUGGAACAUUACCAAAUAAUGUGAAGUAUGUCGAUUUAUCAUCAUAUAAUAAAUUACUCACACCUAGAACAUUACCAAAUAAUGUGGAGUGUCUCGUUUUAUCAUCGUAUAAUCAAUUACUCACACCUGGAAUAUUGCCAAAUUAUGUGAAGUAUCUCGAUAUAUCAUCAUAUAAUCAAUUACUCACACCUGGAACAUUGUCAAAUAAUGUAGAGUAUCUCGAUUUAUCAUCAUAUAAUCAAGUACUCGCACCUAAAACUAUUCCAAAUAAUGUUAAGUGUCUCGAUUGUCCAUCUUAUAAGCAAUCACUCAUAUCUGAAACAUUUCCCAAUAGGGUUGGAGAUCUCGAAUUAUCCGAUCACCCAAAACAUGUCAAUGAUAACUGGGAAAUUAUUAAACCUCAAAAGAAUAUAUCAGAAAAUAAAGUUUAUUAUACCACCAAACAUAAAAAUGCCAAGAUUAUAGAUGUUUUAAAUAUUUGCAAAUGCUCUCUAAAGUUAUAUGGAUAUGUUAAAGAUAGAAAUAACGAAUUUAACAUUUAUUUCGAAUAUAUUGAUAAAGCAAUUCCAUUAUCUAGGUUAUUGGAAAAGCUCAAUAAAAAAGAACAAUUUAUUGUAGCUACUGAAAUAAUCAAAUCAAUAAAGAGUAUUCAUGAAAUGGGUAUAAUUCAUUUUGAUAUUAAAUGCCAAAAUAUUCUUAUUCUUUAUGAUGAAAAUGAAAAAAUGUUACCGACAGAUUUUAUUAAGAUAAUUGGCUUUGACCAUUCAACAUUAGAUUCAGAAGUAAAUUCAAAUAUUAUUGGUGUAACAGAAACUCAUAUGGCGCCAGAAAUUAAAUUAAAAAAUGGUAAAUUAGGUUAUAAAUCAGAUAUCUGGAGUUUAGGUUGUACAUUAAUUGAAAUUGUAGGUGGUAACCUAAAAUUACUAGAUAUUAAUGGUAUUCCUUUAAUUCCUGAUCAUUUAUCAAAUCUUUUUAAAAACACUAUCCAACAUUGUUUACAAAUCAAUCCAAAUGCUAGAUUCAAUGCCAAUGAAUUGUACAACUAUGUAAUUAAAGACAGCAUAAUGGAACCAAUAGAACCAAUUUACCUUCCCAAUCAAUGUACCAAUUUACCAUUAUUCAAUGAGGUAAUUGUUCCAUCAGGUUUUUUUGGUAUAAAAUAUUUAGAAUUACAAGCCUACAAUCAACCAAUUGAUAGUAUAUUUAUCUUUAAUGGUGUAGAGUAUUUAAUAUUACAAUCAUUCAACCAUCCUUUAGGUCCAGGUAUAUUACCAGAAAGUAUUAAGUAUUUAAAACUACCAUCCUUUAACCAUCCUCUUAAAGAAGGAUCAAUUCCUCGAUCAGUAAUACACCUUGUAUUUAAUAAAUUUAAUCAAUUUUCUCUAGAUGAAAUAAACUUAAUUCUUCCAAAAUUUUUAGACUUUGGUGAUGCAUUCGAUAUUGAAAAAUAUGGGAUUUUAAUUCCUGAAGAUUCAAUCCUAACACUAAGAACUGGAUUUACAUUUAACCAACCCAUUAAUCAAAGAUACAUCCCUUCUUCAGUUACAGAUCUACAAUUAUACAACUACAAUUUAAAAAUACUACCCCAUAGUAUUCCUCGGUCAAUAAUAAUGCUAACACUCGGUUCAAAUUUCACUCACUUUGAAUCAUUAUCAAAUCUUCCAUCAUCAAUUAUCAAUUUGACAUUCGGUUUCAAAAACAAUUUUAAAAUAGCGGAGUUAAAAAAAUAUAUACCAUCACAUAUCACAUCAAUAAACAUCAAUGGUAAAAUAGUUAAUUUUAAAAAAUCAUCACCUUUAAACACAUUUAAUCAAUCGACAGAUAAUAUAUUAAAUAAUAAUGAGCAUUUUAAGGAGGAUUGGGAAAUUAUUUCAACAUUAGGAAGUGGCAAUUUUGGAAAAGUAUUUAAGGCAAGAAAAAUCAAUGGAAUCAUAAAUGGAUCAAAAGUAUCGUUGUGUGCAAUAAAAAAAAUUGAAAAAAAAGAUAAAUUAAAAAUUAAAUUAUCAACAGAGGUUGAGAUUUUAAAUAAAUUAAAAGAUAAUGAACAUUCAAUGAAAUACUAUGGUUAUGGAUACGAUGAAGAUGAUAAUCUAUUUAUUUAUACAGAAUACAUUGAAGGUUCCACAUCUAUUUCAGACCUAAUAAAAAAAAAACCAAAUAAUAGAUUUGAAGAGGAAGAAAUAAAAUCUUUAAUGAUUAAAAUUGUCAAAGCGCUAAGUAAAAUUCACGAAUCAGGUGUUAUUCAUCGUGAUAUUAAAAGUGAUCACAUCAUUUUGGCUCAAGAUAAAAAUAAUGAAACCAUUGUAAAAUUCAUAGAUUUUGGAUUAUCAAAACAAAUUGAAAAGAAUUCAAAGUAUUAUUCAUUUGUAGGUACAGAUUCACACAUGGCACCAGAAGUUAAAUUACAAAAUGGUAAAGCAGGUAGUAAAUCCGAUAUUUUUUGUAUAGGUUGCACAAUGAUUGAAAUGGCUGGUUUGAAUUUGUGCCAUUCUGAAAGAGAUGAUAAAGGUAUACCCUCAAUACCAACACACCUAUCCAAUUCAUUCAAAAAUAUAAUUCAAAAUUGUUUAAAGUUUGACACAAACGCUAGGCAUAGUGUUGAAAGUUUAAUUAUUACCUUGUCUAAUAUUCAAAUUGAAGGCGAUUCAGUAUUUGAAAAGUAUUUAUCACCAAAUUUAAAGAAAUUAGAAUUAAAAACCAAUGAACCAAUUUUAUUAGGAUCAAUUGGUAAUGAAAUAAACUACCUUUCAUUACCAAUUUAUAACCAAAUGAUAACACCAGGAGCUUUACCACCAUCUGUUCAAUAUCUCUUAUUUAAUAAAUUAAAUCAAUACCUUGAAUGUGAUUCAAUACCAGAAUCAGUUAAAUAUUUAGAUUUAGGUAAUGAAUUUGACAUUGAAAAAAAUGGAAUUAAUCUUUCAAACGAAUCAAUAUUAGUACUUAGAUGUGGUUUUAAUUUUACACAACCAGUUAGCCAAAGACUCCUACCUUAUUCUGUAACAGAUUUACAAUUAUACAACUAUAAUAUUAAUUUAAAAAGAAACAGUAUUCCAACAUUAGUUACAUCGCUCACUCUUGGUUCAAAUUUCACAAACAUCGAAUCCCUUUCAUUUCUUCCCGAAAAUGUCAAUAGUUUAGCAAUAGGUAUUAAAGAUGAAGAUGAAAAACUAACCAAAGAAAUAGAAAAAAUAAUACAAACAAAAAAAAGCAUUACCUCCUUUAAAAUAAAUGGAAUACAAAGAAAUUAA
This is a messenger RNA of Dictyostelium discoideum AX4, 3966 nucleotides long. RefSeq lists its product as hypothetical. The coding region runs from base 1 to 3966 and encodes 1321 amino acids. Lineage: Eukaryota; Evosea; Eumycetozoa; Dictyosteliales; Dictyosteliaceae. The record is from RefSeq and is a predicted model, not a curated record. The transcript has 4 exons. Gene Ontology annotation, molecular function: protein kinase activity; protein serine/threonine kinase activity; protein serine kinase activity.